Acaulospora colombiana is the source of this 205-nucleotide messenger RNA. The record is from the annotation of a GenBank genome assembly. Lineage: Eukaryota; Fungi; Glomeromycota; Glomeromycetes; Diversisporales; Acaulosporaceae.
AUGGGUGUUCAAAGAGAACCAGGACAAAAGGGUGUUAACUGGUCUAACAUCGCCGUCGGUGGUAUCAUGAACAUGUUCGAGGUCACGACCCUUGGUCAACCACUCGAGGUGUUGAAGACACAGAUGGCCGCGAACAGGUCUCAGACCAUGCUCCAAGCCUUAAAAUCUGUAUGGGCACGUGGAGGUGUUAGUGGAUUCUAUCAAG